Molecule: messenger RNA, 594 nt
Organism: Opisthorchis viverrini
Lineage: Eukaryota; Metazoa; Platyhelminthes; Trematoda; Opisthorchiida; Opisthorchiidae
Exons: 3
Coding region: 1-594 (197 amino acids)
Source: RefSeq, a predicted model, not a curated record
AUGGUGCAGCGCAUUCCGCUGCCUGGAGAUUCAGCUGAGCUCCAGGUGAUCUAUGGUUCGAACCCGACCUCUGCUUCUGGGCUUCCCCUGUCUAGGCUUGGGCAACCUGGCAGUAUCCCAGCCUUCGUGCUCCCUUCUGGUGGCAUGGCAGAUCAAGCUUACAUGCGUAUAAAGUAUACUGGGUUGUUGAGAAAUACACUCGUUUGCAAAACCUUGAACCCAGGUGAAUCUCUCGUUUAUGAUGUUUCCAGGCCACUGAAAGUGCCGCACCAGACCGCCUCAUGUUUCAGUCGCUACGAUAUUCAAGAUAUCGCGACACAUGUAUAUUCACAAGGUUGCCGAAAAUCCUUCAGCAGCCCACGACCACUUUGCCAUUCUUGGGGUCCGUCAAGUAAGCGCAGUCCCCGAGUUUUCGUCAACUCAUGUUCUACUUGCAACGGAAACAUGAGGUGGCCUGGUGCAGCCUAUCAGUUGCCUGGAAACAUUACAAACCAGAGAUUCAUCUGGGUUCCAGUUGAAGGAUAUCAUCAAAACGAGAGAUUCCGCUGUAAUGCUGUUGAGUCCUCAGCUGAAACCAAUAUCGUUCGCAAAUAA